CUGUCUUUGGAAAAGGGCGUAAAACCCUACCUAAACUCGACUAAACUCAACAAAAACCCUCUCCCGUUGUGCCGCUCUGCAUCAACCUUGAGAGGUACAAAAAUGGUUCGCAGCAUCAAAAGCGCGAAGAAAAUCAAGAGAAAGAGCAAGGUCUCGGGCUUAGGAGAUGGAUCUUCGUCUUCGAUACCGUCGAUGGCGGCGAAGGUGUGGCAACCAGGUGUGGAUAAAUUGGAGGAAGGCGAGGAGCUUGAGUGCGACCCCUCGACCUAUAAUUCCCUUCACGCCUUCCAUAUUGGCUGGCCCUGUCUUAGCUUCGAUAUUGUACGUGAUAAACUGGGGUUGGUCCGAACAGAGUUCCCACAAACAAUGUAUUUCGUUGCGGGUACUCAGGCAGAGAAAGCUUCCUGGAACUCUAUUGGAAUAUUUAAAAUGUCCAACAUCACAGGGAAAAGACGUGACCUAGUGCCUUCCGAACCUGCAGCCGGUAACUCUGAUAUGGAGAGUGACAAUAGUGAUAGUGAUGAGGAGGAUGAGGAUGAGGAGCUUGGUGGAUCUGGGAGUCCAAGUUUGCAGUUGCGCAAGGUAGCUCAUGAAGGAUGUGUAAACCGUAUACGUGCUAUGGCACAAAAUCCCCAUAUAUGCGCAUCUUGGGCAGAUAAUGGUUAUGUUCAGGUAUGGGACUUCAGCUCUCAUCUGAAUGCUUUAGCAGAAUCAGAAACACAAGGUGCUCAGGGGGCUUUGUCAGUUUUCAAUCAGGCCCCAUUAGUUAAGUUUAAGCACAAAGAUGAAGGCUAUGCUAUAGACUGGAACCCUAUUGUUCCUGGAAGGCUUGUAUCUGGGGACUGCAAGAAUUGUAUUUAUCUGUGGGAGCCUACAUCUGAUGAGGCAUGGAAUGUUGAUACCAAUCCAUUUGUUGGUCAUACUGCGAGUGUCGAAGAUCUACAGUGGAGCCCUACAGAACCUCAUGUGUUUGCCUCUUGUUCUGUGGAUGGGACUAUUGCAAUAUGGGAUGCACGUUUAGGGAAGUCAGCAGCAGCAUCUUUCAAGGCUCAUAAUGCAGAUGUGAAUGUUAUAUCUUGGAACAGGCUGGCUAGCUGUAUGUUGGCAUCUGGAAGUGAUGACGGGACAUUUUCCAUUCGUGAUCUCAGAUUGCUCAAGGAAGGAGAUUCUGUAGUGGCACAUUUUGAAUACCAUAAACACCCUAUAACAUCCAUUGAGUGGAGUCCACAUGAAGCCUCUACUUUGGCUGUUUCAUCAUCAGACAAUCAGCUAACAAUAUGGGACCUUUCCUUAGAAAAGGAUGACGAAGAGGAGGCAGAGUUCAGAGCUAAAACAAAAGAGCAAGUAAAUGCCCCUGAAGAUCUACCUCCACAGCUUCUGUUUAUUCAUCAGGGUCAGAAAGACUUGAAAGAAAUACAUUGGCAUUCACAGAUUCCAGGAAUGAUCGUAUCUACUGCAGCAGAUGGUUUUAACAUCCUGAUGCCUUCAAACAUACAAACUACGCUCCCCUCGGAUGGUGCUUGAAACUCGCAUAUGAUCUGUUGCUAGCUUCCUGCGCCAAAUUGCAAUAUAUAUAUUUUAUAGCAUCAGUGGGAUGGCAUGCAGCAGCUGUAUGUUUGCAUGUGGCGUUGACCUGAUGCAUACAUCUUGAAUCAAGUGUAAUCUGUCGUUUUUUUUUUUUUUUUUUUUGGUUCUUUUGAGUAUCUUGGCCCUUGCCCCCAACCCUGUUUUGUGUUAAGUUUUGC
Messenger RNA from Juglans microcarpa x Juglans regia, 1745 nucleotides. RefSeq names its product glutamate-rich WD repeat-containing protein 1-like. The coding region runs from base 103 to 1524 and encodes 473 amino acids. NCBI's taxonomy places the organism in Eukaryota, Viridiplantae, Streptophyta, Magnoliopsida, Fagales, Juglandaceae. Gene Ontology annotation, molecular function: protein binding. The record is from RefSeq and is a predicted model, not a curated record. The transcript has 12 exons.